CAUACACAGGCAACCUGGUUGUCGGGCGAGGAGACAAUAACGUCGCCAAUGGAGACAUUGUUGGCACCGUCUCGCUCAGCGCUGACAGCACUACAGCCAAGGCCUGCUUCGACCUCACCCGGGCGAACGCGCACAUCACCAGCGUGCACGUCGAAGUGUCCUGCAACCCCUUCGACAGCACAGCAUACAUCAACAGCAAGAAGAAGUCGUUCAACAUAUGCGCACCUGGCCAGUGGACUUAUAAGUUCCCGCCGUCGGGCUGCCUCGACUGGGUACACUCGCAGCACGAUAUAUGCAUCACGGGUAUUCCGAAGUGCAGUGGUCAUUACUACGCCAUUUUCCAUGCUGCUGUGACGAAGAACUCGGAUGGGGCUUGCAGCCCGAUCUCAACUUGCUGGACAGAUACUUGAAGGCGGGUCUAAUCAUUUGCAGAGGGUUCCAGGGAGUUUCUCUUUCCUUGCUCUUACAUAGCUUGUUUGUCGUUAGGUUGACGCUUCGCCGCUCACACGCAGCCGGAUAAUUG
Messenger RNA from Ilyonectria robusta, 523 nucleotides. RefSeq lists its product as uncharacterized. The record is from RefSeq and is a predicted model, not a curated record. NCBI's taxonomy places the organism in Eukaryota, Fungi, Ascomycota, Sordariomycetes, Hypocreales, Nectriaceae. The transcript has a single exon. Bases 49 to 354 code for a protein of 101 amino acids.